UAGAGUAAACUAGGAUGGAUAACUGUAGCAGAUUAGCUGCUGGGGAAAGACGUUUUACGAGUUUAGGGAUUUAAGUGAGAUCUAGAAGUGGUUUAACCAUGGCCACAGCCAGAACUACAGAGAAUGGGCCGAGUUCGCGUUCCGAGGAGAGCCAAGAAGCGCAAACAAAUGUCAACGCCACAACUGAAUACUGCGCAAAGUUGCAGGAAUGGAUGUGGCAGUACUACUGGGGCUAUGCAAAUUGGCAAAGCUGGAUGACCCUGACUACGUUUCCUUUUCCUCCGUGCAAUUUUCCAGUAGCUGGAAACUAUCAAGCGCCGACUGGAACUCCAUGGCCCGCUGGACAACCAACUUUAGAUGCCCGAUAUGGGUACAACUAUCCGGGAAUAGGGUACCCCUUUCCAUUCCCUGCGCCCCCGACUACGGGUUUUCAGACAGGGCAGCAGAUGACAGCUGGUACACUGCCUCAUGAUGCAAGGCCAGUGCAACAACAGAACGGAAACGCACCUCAAGCAGGUCGGGAAUACACCAUCCCUUCUCCCCUCCACAGAUUCCUAGCAGAGACGGUGGACUUCUUUAUUUUAUUUUGCGUCAAAGCAACCAUCAUCCUGUGGAUUAUGCACCUUAGUGGCAUGAAGGACAUCACUAAGUUCGUCACCCACUUCAUAGUUGAGGAGAUAGAUGAGAACACGUCUAUGGAGGACCUGCAGAAGAUGAUGGCAGUAGCUCUGGUCUACAGGGUACUGGUCUGUUUCUAUGAGAUCAUCUGUAUCUGGGGUGCGGGUGGUGCCACCCCAGGGAAGUUCCUCCUUGGUCUUCGGGUCGUGACAUGUAACAGUUCAGUCCUGGUCCGACCUAACCGGGUACUGGUGGUACCGGCAUCUAACGUCACCCUGUCAGCUUCCACGGUGCGGGCGUUGAACAAGAACUUCUCCAUUGCCUUCCUGUUCCCCGUCUUCAUUAUCCUCCUCUUCUUCCAACACAACAGGACUGUCUAUGACGUUGUGGCUGGAACCAUCGUGGUGCAGCGCAGAGGGGCCAGAUAAAAUACCCUGUAGUUGAUCUGAACAGGGUCCUGUUCAGUAGGGAACACCGUAGCAUAACACUUUGGAACAGAAAAUGUAAAUCUGUGUUCUUAUUGGACAUGUUCAGGUACCUUCCUGUUUCAUUAAGUAUGAAAACGUUUCUCUCUAUUGAACACAACCCAGACCGUGGGCUUCUAGAACUGAACAGAAGGCCUGUAAUACAGAACUAGGCCUACAGUCUAUCCAUGGAUACAUGCGGCUCAGACUGAAACCCACUCAGGACAGAUUGGAGUUUGGUACAACGUUAUAAACAAGUCUCAUGGGGAGGCCUCAGAACAUCAUGGUUGUUUUAUCUUCUUCAUUCAUAAAGUGUGGUUACUAAACCAUUCCCUAGUUACUACAGAGCUAGACAAGCUGAAUAUUUCAAUGGAAUGUUAGAGAAGUUGUAUGUGAUGUUUAUAUGCAGUUGUAGACUGACUCGUAUAUGGAUAAGGGCUUUUUCCAGGUCAAGAUGAAAGGUGAAAUGUGACGGGGUUGUUUGCACAGUGGCCAUUCCGCAUUGUCUAAAUGGAACUAAAAACUGUUACUUGGGUCUUUUUUUACUGAACUCCUCUGAAUUUUGCCUUGAGGCUGUCUGUCUUUCUGGGCCACAUUUUCAGCAGCAGGUUUGCAUUCUACUGUCUAGUUCUUUUUUCACCAGAGCCAGUCUCAGACAGUUGUCAUUCUGACCCAAAUCACAGAUCAGAAUCUGGACGUUCCAGACUUUUCCUCACAAAUAGGAGGUUGGCUGGUUGUGUCUGCAUAGAUUUGUGUGUGUGUGUGUGUGUGUGUUGGAAUGCACACCUCUGCUAUGUCUGGACUCACAAACCAUGACUCAGGGUAUUCUAUUUGACAAUUCAUCCCUUACACAGGCUAACCUUAAAUGCAUGAGUGUAAAUUACCACCCUGAAGUCAGUUUACAAUGUAAUUCUUUACACUACUGUACACACUACACUUUAUGUACAUCUCUCAGACAGCAUGCCCACACUGUACAUGUUAUAGUUCAGCAUAUGGAUACAGGUCCAGGACUUCUAUUUUGAUAUAGUAAAUGUAUCAUGGGUCUAUUAA
Salmo salar (Atlantic salmon) is the source of this 2132-nucleotide messenger RNA. RefSeq names its product protein FAM8A1. The record is from RefSeq and is a predicted model, not a curated record. Lineage: Eukaryota; Metazoa; Chordata; Actinopteri; Salmoniformes; Salmonidae.